AUGUCUCCUAGCACAAACCGUAAAUCCUCACCCUCUGGCAUUUUGCAUCAAUAUGCUUCAAGGCUGGUAGCCUUUGAGUACACUUCCCCGGCCCAGGCCAGCAAACCGAAUAGCUUGAUCUUCGUGGGUGGGUUGACCGAUGGAUUCAACACCGUUCCCUACGUGUCCACGCUGGCAACAGCCCUCCAAGACAGCGAUUGGUCGCUGUUCUCUAUUCUCUUAACCUCCUCCUACAACGGAUUUGGAACCAGCAGUCUUGACCAAGACGUUGAGGAGAUCGGCCAGUGCGUUCAAUUUAUUCGGGACCUCAAAUCCGACCAUCUUUCGGGCAAGAUCGUGGUCAUGGGCCACUCGACGGGCAGCCAGGAUGUCCUUCACUAUCUCUACGCGCCCAACCCGGUCCCCAAGACCGAGAUUGAUCUCGGACUGCAAUAUCUGACUCGCCCCGCUAUUGACGGUGCCAUUAUGCAGGCGCCCGUAUCGGACCGCGAGGCCACUUUGUUGAAGCUGAAGACGGCCAACGAACCCAACGAGGUGCGUGGCGCAUACGAUCAGCUCGUGGACGCCGCAAAACGACAGCCGUGGACGCCAGAUGGGCAUGAUUCGCUUCUACCACUAGACAUGACGGCCAGACUGGGACUGCCCGGUGGUGCACCGAUCAGUGCCCGUCGAUUUCUGAGUCUUGUCAGCCCGGAUAGCCCGGCAAUCCCCUCGCAGGAUGAUCUCUUCAGCUCGGAUCUGAAUGAAAUGCGUCUGCAGGAGACCUUCGGGGUGAUUGGGACCCGGGGCUUACUAAACUCGAAGCUGUGUGCCUUGUAUUCUGGCAGCGAUGAGUAUUGCCCACCAUGGGUUGAUAAGCAACACUUGAUGCAGCGGUGGAAGCAGGCAACCGAGGCAGGAGGAACACCAUGGGAUGAAAACAGUGGGGUUAUCUCUGGUGCAAGUCACAACGCCAAGGAUGUGGGCCAGAAGGACCUGGUCGACCGUGUCCUACGUUAUCUCAAAAGCGUCUGA
This is a messenger RNA of Penicillium macrosclerotiorum, 1014 nucleotides long. RefSeq lists its product as uncharacterized. The transcript has 2 exons. Lineage: Eukaryota; Fungi; Ascomycota; Eurotiomycetes; Eurotiales; Aspergillaceae. The record is from RefSeq and is a predicted model, not a curated record. The coding region runs from base 1 to 1014 and encodes 337 amino acids.